This is a messenger RNA of Dibothriocephalus latus, 1119 nucleotides long. Lineage: Eukaryota; Metazoa; Platyhelminthes; Cestoda; Diphyllobothriidea; Diphyllobothriidae. The record is from the annotation of a GenBank genome assembly.
AUGGCAGAAGAGACAUCAAAGAAGCACCCAAUUCAAAAGCAUGAAAAGACGUUUGAGGAACAUCAUCGUGGUCUGGUGACAGACUUAAAAGCCAGCACCUCACAUGAAGCCGACAGCAAGCCAUCAGGGCAUGUUGUGUCCGUUGAAGACUUCAGUUGGGUUCGCAGUCAUCCCGACUGGUUCCCUCAGCUAAACAGUUGGAUCGACCAGGCCAGUAGACGUAUGUCCUCUGACCUGUCUGAUAUGCCUCAAAACUUCUUCACUCUGCAGCCCCUUGAGGUCUCCGACAUGGGCUCGGGUGAUGCACCCAAUGCCAUGAAGUUCUUUGAUCGGCACAUGGAUAAGCUACGUAAUGAGAUGGAGGAAUCCAUCAAGGCGAUGAACGUGGGAGCAACCGAUGAGGUGGCAGCCCCAAGUGAUGGCCCGGCUGGCGAGCUCGGUUAUUUGACAAAUGCUUAUGAGCCCGGCAGAGAUGGUCAUCUCCACUUCAAGGUUCGUUACAAUGUCCAAGACUUCCUGCCAGAGGACGUUGAGGUAACCAUGAGAGGCAACUGGUUAGUUGUUCAUGGAAAGAAGACGGAUGACGUGGCUGAUGGUGGAGUGCGUACUCGCGAAUUCUGCCGUACGGUGGUUGUUCCGGAAAAUGUGAACAAGGACCACUUCCAUGCUUCCUUGACGUCUGACGGUGUAUUGGUGGUGGAUGCGCCGCUGAAAGAACCCGACUACAGCGUCUACAAAUUUGACGGCGAUCGCAAGCUUUGUCUUACCGCAAAACCGCACGAAGAAGCGCCUGCUGGGAUGGAACUUGCUAUCACCGGCAAUGACGGUGCCGUUGUGAUGGGUGAUGCGGAACAUAGGAAAUUGCAUUUGGAGGUGCCUGUGGAUUCGCACUUGGGGCCCAAGGACAUCACUAUCAGGAUGGAUGCUAACAGAUUGCAUAUCAGCGGCACGCAUGUCGAGAAGCACGAUCAGAAGACAGCCACUGCUGAAGUACACAGUUUGGAAAGGGCACAUUUCUCUAGGACCUAUGCCAUUCCUCGAGCGGUUGACGCCUGCUCCGCCACUGCUAUUAUGAAGGACCAUCGACUUGUGUUGGAGGCUCCAUUCCUGAAACUGUGA